UGCUGUUGGUUUUCAAUGGGCAGAGAUAGGAGGAUGCGGAACACGACCUGGCAACAACUCGUGUAACAAAAGGAAGUACGCACAGUAAAUGUUAGCGCGUUAAUAAGAGAGAGAUUAACCAAGAGAUACUUUUUAUCACCCGUCUCCGUUUUCUCAUGAGAAUAAUUUCCACCGCGUUCACGAAGAGGAACAAAGAAAAGUUCGGUCUGAAUCCCAACAAGUUGUUGAGCCCUUCUCAUGGCCCUUUGGGGCCCAGGAAGAGGAUGCAUCGUGGUAUGGAUAAGGAUUUCCAGAUAUCAGCAAGGAAGAUGGGCACAUCCUUGCUUUUCCAGCUGUCGGCUCAUGAAAGAGAGCUGGACUUAGUGUUUCUGGACCACAGCUAUGCCAAGCCGUGGAAUGCCCACCCAGAUGCCAGCAGUGCCCGGCCCACAAGGACCCUGUUUGUCACCCCUCGUCGCCAACCCGAAGCUGUGUCAGAAUGUGAUUCUCUAAUUGACGUGGAAACAGUCAGACCAAAACCUACGCCUCUAUAUGACAACCACAAAGCUCUAAGUGUAAUGAAGGAGUGUGAGCGACAUGUCCUGUUCGCUCGCACUGUUGCUGAGAGCCCUCCACCCCCCGAUGACUGGGAGGAACAUUUGAACAAGACUGGAUGGUCAGUGGCCCAGAACAAACUAUUCAAUAAAGUCCUGAAAGCUCUACACGCUGAACGACUUGCUCGUCUGGCCAAUGACAAUCUUUCCAAUGAGCCAAUUCUGCGGAGGAUAGCCGUGGAUAAGUGUGCCAGAAAGGUGCGACAUUCGUUAGCCAGUGUAAACUGGGACACCAAACUGACGCAGUGGUUGCACACCACCAUGAUCGAGUCCUUAAGCCUUGCCAUGCUCGCUGCUUACCUGGAUGUGCUGCAGACUCUCAAAAGCAAGUUGCCGUUGCUGAUUGACAGGAUGUUGAUGCCUUCGGCAAAGACUGGAGCUCCCAGUGCAGAGGCUCUGUCACUGCUGCUGAAACGGCCGUGGGACCCUGCAGUUGGAGUUCUGUCUCAAAACAAACCGAGCAAGCUUUCUGGAUCCCCACUCAUCCUAAUGGCACCAUCAAGCCCAACCUAUCCUGCCCUCUCUACUUCGCGACGGAUGCGAUUCUGGCAAUCACAGCUCUCCUGUUUAGGAAAGGUCAUACCAGUGCACACUCAUGUUAACAGUGGCGCAAAUAUUGGCAUUACCCAGUGUCUGGAGCACAUGUUGGGUACUGUCAGAGCCAAGGUCAUGGAGGUUCACAGUCACUUCCCCCACAAACCAAUUAUUCUGGUUGGCUGGAACGCUGGUGCUCUUAUUGCUUGUCACGUAUCCCUUAUGGAGUAUCUGACUGCUGUUGUGUGUCUUGGCUUCCCCCUGCUAACAGUCAAUGGGCCAAGAGGGGAUGUUGACGAUCCACUGCUGGACAUGAAGACUCCAGUGUUGUUUGUGGUCGGCCAGAACGCAUUGCAGUGUAGUAACGAAGGUAUGGAGGAGUUCAGAGAGAAGCUGAGGGCAGACAACAGCAUGGUGGUGGUCGGAGGAGCUGACGACAACCUCAGAAUCAAUUCAGCUAAGAUGAGAACAGAAGGACUGACGCAGACCAUGGUGGAUCGCUGCAUUCAGGAUGAGAUCGCUGACUUCUUGUCAGGGGUCCUCACUAGGGCAGAGGGCCACGGUCAUGGCUCAGGAGAGAUGAGGGACCUGGACACUGAGAAGAAGAAAAGGCCUCGACGGGAGCUUCCCUUUGACAUGGAGAGAGGACGCCCUUCCUCCCCUGCGCUUCGACUUCCCAUCUCACCAUCAGGUUCAGAGGAUCUGUCUAGCGUCUGUAGCAGCCCCACCUCAAGUCCCAAACCAAAGACAUCAGGUCUGUCUCCAGCACAGAAGUCCAGUCUGAUUACAGCGACGCAGCUCCUCAAGACACACAUGCAGCGCUCUGGCACAGUCCUCACUCACAAGCAGGCUCAAGCUCAGUUUGCUGCUUUUAUGAAACAAAACAUGCUUGUGAGGAAAAAUCUUCCUCCUGGUACUCCUCCUUGUAUCUUUGUGCCAGUGACCAGUGAUCAGAUGGAGGGCCUUGACAGAGAUGAGCCGAGGUCCCAUGGCAAGAGGAGGCAGACGCCAAGCCCCACACCAAGCAAAGCAUCCAAGAGAGCGAAGAUCAAGGUGACCAUUGUUUCCCAAAGCGAGUCAGCAGGGGGCGCCACCAGUCAUGCUGCACAGGAAGCAAGUGUCUCUGGGAAGCCCUUAACAAUGACAGUGGGACAGACUGUGCCUGGAGCCAAGGAACUCUCAGGUCUUCUCACAGGCCAGCGGUCUGGUAGUCUCUCAGAAGUGUCUGGUGCCCUGUCCCCAGGCUCCAGCUCAUUCAGCAGUGUGCAGCCUUGCAUGGUGUCAGGGUCGUCCACACCAGUCCAGGUGCAAGCUCCGGCUACUGCCCAAGCGGCUUCCGCCAGCAGUCUGCUUCAAGGCCUAAGUUUCAGUCUUCAGGAGAUCAUCACCAAAGUUCCUAGCCUGUCGUCCACAGCAGCCAACACAGGCAGCAGCCAGGUGGCUUGUGGGAAGCCCCAGGGUCAGGUCCUGAGCUCUGUCGGUACCAGCAGCAGCACUCUGCUCCGAGCGGUGCCUGUGGUCACCACAGGGGGAGUGGCUAAAACCACCGCCAUUCACCAGCUGCUCACCAAUGGUGGGCUUGCCAAACUUGCCAGCAGCUUGCCCGGCUUGGCACACAUCACCAAUAAGACCGCUGGUAUGUCUCGAACUGCCAAAACCCGACGGCAACGUUGAAUGCCCAGGGUUCAUUCAUCCUUUGUUUUGGAAACACUAGAUCAGGACGUCUGUAGGUCAGGAAGAAAUGUGGUGGUAAAAAUAGAGGAUAGUUCUGUCGACCUGUGUGUGAAGAUAUUGUUCCUUUUAAGAGCCUGACUGCAGUUUGCUGAGUCAGAUGAACAGCCAUACAGCGUCUGAAUUCAGACCAGCGACAUGCAACGUGUUGAGUUCAUGUUUAGAGCGUUAUGGUCGAUGUAAGGUCAGAUUUUUCAUCUUAUGUUUGACACAUGUAGAAACUGAUGUAAAAUAUAAAUGUAUGAGACAAUUUGAUACAGAAGAAUUGUGAUUAAUUUAAAGUCAAUGUCGGUUAAGUUGACCAAACUGCUUUUGUUUGUUCAAGCUGUCAUUUCAUGUGUGUGUUUAUUUAGUUUGCCUCUUCAUGUUGUAACAUUUUGAAAAACCCUUUCUUUGAAUCACCUGCUUAUAAUAUCCAUAAAUAAGAUCUCUGACAGAGAAGUGUUGAAGCAAUAACAGUAUAUUGCAUGACCCAAGAUCUGUUAUUGUUGUCACAAUAAAGACUGGAAUCAAACUCA
Molecule: messenger RNA, 3376 nt
Organism: Platichthys flesus (European flounder)
Lineage: Eukaryota; Metazoa; Chordata; Actinopteri; Pleuronectiformes; Pleuronectidae
Gene: kansl3
Product: KAT8 regulatory NSL complex subunit 3
Exons: 20
Coding region: 156-2801 (881 amino acids)
Biological process (GO): positive regulation of transcription by RNA polymerase II
Cellular component (GO): NSL complex
Source: RefSeq, a predicted model, not a curated record